AUGGUCAAAUACACCAGCACGAUCUUGGCUUCGGCCGCCCUGGCAACCACCGUUGUCGCCAGCGACCCGGUCUGCAGCGUCGUCACCGAGGUCAUCACCGGUGAAUGGGAAUGGAUUGCCGACCCAACAUGGGCCGACUGGACCACCGCGACCACCACGACCACCAAGAAGCCCGCGGUCACAACCACCACCACGUUUGACCCAGCUUGGUUGGACUGGACCACCACGACCACGACCACGACCCCCGUCGACCCAACCUGGCUCGACUGGACUACCACCACGACCACCACCAAGAAGCCCGCAGUCACCACCACGACCACCUAUGUUGACCCAACUUGGUUGGACUGGACCACCACUACCACUACCACCACGACCACCUACGUUGACCCCACCUGGUUGGACUGGACCUCGAGCUCGGCGGCCACGACCACCACGACACCCGCACCAGUUUACACCACCACCACCACUACCCCCGGUGUCGUGACCACCACCACCACGACCACUGUGGCCCCUCCCCCGUCUGCCACCUGCCCUGCAGACAACGGCGCGACCGUCCCCGGCGCCGGGUCGUGCGAAUGCGAGUACCAGGUCAACUGCAACGUCCAUGCCGACACCUCGACCAACCCUACAUUCUGGCAAACCACUGGCACCGUUGAUACGCUCCAGGCCUGCUUGGACAUUUGCGACAACAACAGCCUCUGCACUGCCACCAUCUGGUGCGACGACAGCUCCCAGUGCGGCAGCGACUACCACGUUUGCUGGCAGACAAGCGGCCUCGGUGGCGUUGCCGGCGCUGGUUAUGGCCAGGUCUCGUACAAGAGCUCUUGCAAGGGCAGCUGCUCUUCGUCUUACAACUCUUAA
Exophiala spinifera is the source of this 861-nucleotide messenger RNA. RefSeq lists its product as uncharacterized. The record is from RefSeq and is a predicted model, not a curated record. Bases 1 to 861 code for a protein of 286 amino acids. The transcript has a single exon. NCBI's taxonomy places the organism in Eukaryota, Fungi, Ascomycota, Eurotiomycetes, Chaetothyriales, Herpotrichiellaceae.